AUGGUGUCUCGGAACGAGGUCCACCUGGGCCCUAAAUACAUAGGCCUCUGGGACUUCAAGGCCCGAACAGAUGAAGAGCUGAGCUUCCAGGCAGGGGACCUUUUCUACGUGACCAGGAAGGAAGAGCAGUGGUGGUGGGCCACCCUGCUGGAUGAGGCAGGUGGGGCCUUGGCUGAGGGCUACGUGCCCUACAACUACCUGGCUGAGAAGGAAACUGUGGGGUCUGAGCCAUGGUUCUUCGGUUAUAUCUCCCGCUCAGAGGCCAUGCACAGACUGCAGGCUGAGGGCAACUCAACUGGUGCCUUCCUAAUCAGAGUCAGCGAGAAGCCAGGAGCUGACUAUGUCCUUUCAGUGCGAGAUGCUCAGGCUGUGCGACACUACAGAAUCUGGAAGAGUGAGGCUGGCCGGCUGCACCUGAAUGAGGCAGUGUCCUUCCUCAGUCUGCCUGAGCUUGUGGACUACCACAAAACCCAGAGCCUGUCUCACGGCCUUCGGCUGACUAUGCCCUGCUGGAAGCAUGAAACUGAGCCCUUGCCUCACUGGGCUAACUGGGAGAGGCCAAGGGAGGAAUUCACACUCUCUAGGAAGCUGGGGUCUGGCUACUUCGGGGAGGUCUUCGAAGGACUCUGGAAAGGUCAAGUCCGUGUGGCUGUGAAGGUGAUCUCCAGAGACAACCUCCUGCACCAGCAUACCUUCCAGUCAGAGAUCCAGGCCAUGAAGAAGCUGAGGCACAAGCACAUCCUGGCACUGUAUGCCGUGGCAUCAGCAGGGGACCCUGUGUACAUCAUCACGGAGCUUAUGCCCAAGGGGAGCCUGCUGCAGUUGCUGCGGGACUCUGAUGAGAAAGCCCUGCCUAUUUUGGAGCUGGCAGACUUUGCAUCUCAGGUGGCUGAAGGCAUGUGCUACUUGGAAUCUCAGAAUUAUAUCCAUCGAGACUUGGCUGCCAGGAACAUCCUUGUCGGGGAGAACAAUAUCUGCAAAGUAGGGGACUUUGGGCUGGCCAGGCUCAUCAAGGAGGACAUCUACUUUUCCCAUGACUACAACAUUCCCUACAAAUGGACUGCACCGGAGGCACUCUCCCAAGGCCACUACUCGAUCAAAUCUGAUGUCUGGUCCUUUGGGGUUCUCCUCCAUGAAAUUUUCAGCAGGGGGCAGAUACCCUAUCCAGGCAUGUCCAACCACGAGGCCUUCAUGAGGGUGGACGCUGGCUACCGCAUGCCCUGCCCCCUGGAGUGCCCAACCAGUGUGUACAAACUGAUGCUCAGUUGUUGGGGUCAGGACCCUCAGCAGAGACCUUCCUUCAAAACUUUGUGUGAAAAACUCUCAAGCUUCACCAGGUAUGAGAACCUCAUCUGAGCUCCUCAGACGUGACCAGGACCCACAGAAGAUUGUCCUGGACUUCUAUCGAAGAUGUGCACCAUCCUCCAGUUUACUGAUAUGAAGGGGCAGGAAGCAUACUCUAAAUAUUCCACGCUGGAAAGGAAUAGUGAAGAGGCAGCCAUAGUUCCUCCCUUCCUUCCUCUUCCCGGAGGAGGCGGGACCCAAAACCCAGGAGGCUCUCUCCAGCCUCUCCCUCCCUAUAUGACUGUUUUUUGUAGUCUUUGCUCCUAUGAAGUUGGUGACAUCUGCUACUUGUCAGCAAGAAUAACCCAGGACCAGGACUAAGUACUGAUAUCUCAUGAAAGCUUCAUGCCUGCCGAGUGAAUAAAGGACUGUAAAUGCGGUAAAAGCUUAUCUGAACUUUUCAACAAUAAUUUUACUCUUCGGAAGACAUCCUACAGAGGCUGGAGAGAUGGCUCAGUUGUUAAGAGCACUUGCUGCUCUUGCAGAGCACCUGGGUUU
This is a messenger RNA of Nannospalax galili (Upper Galilee mountains blind mole rat), 1842 nucleotides long. It is a transcript of the gene Ptk6, whose product is annotated as protein tyrosine kinase 6. NCBI's taxonomy places the organism in Eukaryota, Metazoa, Chordata, Mammalia, Rodentia, Spalacidae. Gene Ontology annotation, biological process: cell surface receptor protein tyrosine kinase signaling pathway; innate immune response; cell differentiation. The transcript is spliced from 8 exons. The record is from RefSeq and is a predicted model, not a curated record. Bases 1 to 1356 code for a protein of 451 amino acids. Gene Ontology annotation, cellular component: extrinsic component of cytoplasmic side of plasma membrane. Gene Ontology annotation, molecular function: ATP binding; signaling receptor binding; non-membrane spanning protein tyrosine kinase activity.